UAAGUCACGCAACAAAUAAAUGAUUGUCACGUGUUGCAGGCAAUGGGUUACAACUAUAGGUCUUAGAGCAUAUACCAUAUGCUUAAAGAUACAUAGUUGAAAUCUUUUAUCAAAUUAAGCUUUCAUGUAAUUUUAUAUUUUAAAAAAAUGCAUGAAAAGCUUACUUUACACCAAAUCCUACUUGCUCUUGGAAUGCUUGUAACAGGCUCAAUUAAUUCACUAUCAAGUAAAACACAAUUUCAAACUAAAUCUAAAGGAUUACUUGAUUCUGAUGGAAAAACAUUUAGACCUUUCAACCAUGCUGGGAUUGUUACUUUAAUUAUGUUUGCUGGAGAAUCACUCUGUCUUUUAGGUUUUUGCUUUUCAAGCAGAAAGGUUGAGCUGUCUAAUAAACAGCUAGUUAUUGAUCAAGAUAGUUCUGAUGUUAUAAAACAAAACAGAAAAACAAAUAGAAAAUAUUUCUAAAACACAAAUUAAAAGCGUCGCAUUGGUUUGGGAUGGUUGUGACAGUGUCUGGUUUGUGCCUAGUUGGUUUGGCAAGCAUACUUAAAUCAGAAUCUGGAAAUCAAAGUCAGAAAUAUGUAGCUAUAGGUGUUAUUUUAACCAUAUUGAGCCAGAUUGCUGGCGCUACACAAAUGGUUUUAGAAGAAACAUUUCUUAAAGGAAAAGGUUUCAAACCAUAUCAUGUUGUUGGAAUGGAGGGAGUUUAUGGCUUUUUUUUAAUGAGUAUUGUUCUUGUUGUAAUGCAAUACGUCCCAGGACCUCAGCCUGGAAACAGUUUUGACAAUACUUAUGAUGCUUUGAUCAUGAUUAAAAAUAGCUCUACACUCACUGCACUUUCUUUCGUCUAUUUGUUAUCAAUUGCAUUCUUUAAUUACUUUGGAUUGUCAGUUACUCGUUCUAUGACAGCUGUGCAUCGAACUUUUCUCGACGCAUGUCGCUCAGUUAUUAUUUGGUUGUGUAGUAUAAUAGUAUACCAUUCAACUAAUGGGAAAUAUGGUGAGAAGUUUGACGAUGAUUAUGGUUUACUUCAGAUUGAUGGGUUUCUACUUUUGUUAAUUGGAACUGCAAUAUACAACCAGUUGUUUGAUUUCUCAUGGAUCCCGUGCAUAAAAAGAAUAGAAUAUAAAAUACACUCGAAUGAGCAACAUUCGAAGGUAAUUAACAGCGAUUAUGAAAAAUGCAAUGCAGCUGAUAAUGAAACUAAUGAGCACGAAGAAAUAAGUCCGAUCUACCAUGGUUUCUUAGAUGAUUAGAAUUACCAUGGUUUGUUGAUGGUGUGACACAUUCGGGCAAGCAAACGCGCUCACACCUAGGAACACUCGGAUGCACACAAAAACUCUCGCUUACAUUCAUAGAUUUUUAGUAUCCAAUUUUGAUAAAAGUUCUUGAAACUCUUAUAAAUUUUAUGUUUUUGUGA
This is a messenger RNA of Hydra vulgaris (swiftwater hydra), 1420 nucleotides long. The record is from RefSeq and is a predicted model, not a curated record. NCBI's taxonomy places the organism in Eukaryota, Metazoa, Cnidaria, Hydrozoa, Anthoathecata, Hydridae.